AUGACAACCCGACUUCACCUCACCCUCCUCGUCCUCCUAAGCUCGUCAAGCCUCGUUUCCUCCAUCCGUCGAGCCUCCGACAACAACAGCCCGCUCGCCGCCUACCUCGUCACCGUCCGCCGCCCGGAUGGCCUGCUCAGCGCCGACGAGCCGGACGCGUCCGAGAUGUGGCACACGUACCUCCUCGGGCAGGUGUGCAACACCAGCGACCCGGCCACGGCGGAGCGGUUCCCGACGGCGGAGUCGCGGCUCAUCUACUCGUACAGCCACGUGGUGAGCGGCUUCUCGGCGUGGCUCACGCCGCAGGAGGUCGAUGACAUGGCCUGGUUCCCCUGGUUCGUCGAGGCCGUCCCGGACAAGAGCUACAAGCUGAUGUCCGCUGACACGCCGACGCCGGAGCUCUCCUGGCUCGACGGCGUUCGGGACGGCGUGUGGAACAAGGGCAACAUGGGCGAGGGGAUCACCAUUGGCGUUCUUGACGCUGGCAUCGCCGCAGGUAACCUUCCGGCCAGCCCCGAUGCCGAAGGGAUGCCGUCGCCUCCGGCUAAAUGGAAGGGCAGCUGUGAAAAUAGCGAAGCGUGCAACAACAAGCUGAUCGGGCUGAGGACUUUCGUUGACACGAGCCGUGCUUUGGGCGCCGCCAUGUUCAUCGGCGAGGUCGGGAACAUGGCGCAACCGUCGAACGGCGAGGUUGGCAGCUUCAUGCAGCGCGCGUCGGUUCUUGGGAUCGAGUACGACAAGGCGUUCGAGGUCGCGCCCAAGGCGCACCUCGCCAUCUACCGCGUGUGCAACGAGGGGUGCCACCCGGCGGCCGUGAACGCCGGGAUGGUCGCCGCGGUGGACGACGGCGUGGACGUCGUAUCGAUGUGCGUCGGCACCAAGGACAACGCGGUGUUCCACGACGUUGACGUCACGGCACCGUCGUACAAGGCCUUCGCCCGGGGCGUGCUGGUUUGCGCCCCCGCCGGGAGCAGCGGGCCGGACAUGUUCAAGAUCGAGAGCAGCGCGCCGUGGCUGCUCACCGUGGCGGCCAGCGACAUCGACCACCGCGUAGUCACCAACGUCGAGCUCGGCAACGGGAUCCUAAAGCCCGACGUCAGCGCGCCCGGCGCGGACACACUAGCGGAGUCCCCACAUGGUGGCAAGUACACCGACGCGCAGAUCAAGGCGGCCACCUCCAUGGCAGCGGCGCACGUAACUGGCGUCGCAGCGUUGAUCAAGAAGGCGCACUACGAGUGGUCGCCGGCCGCGAUCAAGUCGGCGCUCGUUACAACUGCCGAUCCAGUCGGCCCUGGGGACGCCUUGGUCGGCGAGGGCGCGAGCUACUUCGUGACGGGCGCCGGCGAGGUGAACCCCGUGAAGGCCUUGGACCCGGGCCUCGUAUACGACCUCACCGCCGGCGACUUCAUCCCGUACCUGUGCGGCAAGAGCCUCGGCGAGGACCAGACGCGCCAGAUCGUCGAGACGGCGGGCGCCUCGUGCGCGGAGACCGGGGAGGUCACGGCGAAGGACAUGAACUACCCUUCCAUCAUGAUCGUCAUGGGCGACGGCGCGCAGCAGGUGGAGGCGAAGCGGACGGCGACGAACGUCGGGGAGCCCGCGGAGACGUACCGCGCGGAGGUCACCGCGCAUGGCGUCGACGUGGCGGUGAACCCGUCGACGAUGGUGUUCGGUGACAUUGGCCAGCAGAGGGAUUUCGUCGUCACGAUCAGGAGGCAGGCGAGCACGCCGGCGAAGGCGGUGAUCGAGGGCGAGCUGAAGUGGGUGUCGGAGAAGCAUGCGGUGCGGAGCCCCAUGGUCGUUGUCGUAGGAGAAACUGUUGCGUCUUCUGCCGGUCACUCUUAUGGUGCUGACGUGGCAAGUAUCGAGAGUUAG
Messenger RNA from Panicum hallii, 1875 nucleotides. Its product is annotated as subtilisin-like protease SBT4.13. Gene Ontology annotation, biological process: proteolysis. Gene Ontology annotation, molecular function: serine-type endopeptidase activity. The coding region runs from base 1 to 1875 and encodes 624 amino acids. NCBI's taxonomy places the organism in Eukaryota, Viridiplantae, Streptophyta, Magnoliopsida, Poales, Poaceae. The record is from RefSeq and is a predicted model, not a curated record. The transcript has a single exon.